AUGGCAGCGACGACGCUGCACUCGAGACUGACGGAUGACCUGUCCGGUCUCCUCGGGACGCUGGGGAAGAAGCGCCUGACGGAGCUCAAGAAGCACAAGGGCGCCGCACCACUGAAGCCGCUCGAUGCCGAUGACCUCCGGAGCAAGGUCGACGCCAUCUGGAGCAAGAACCACGACGAGGGUCCGUCAUCUCGGAGACCGGAUGUGAUUCGAGGUACCAUGGACGUCGUUGGGCGGGACCUCGCCCUCCGGCCUGUAGUUUCCGGCGAGCUCUCCGAACCUGAGUAUGGUGCGAGCGAGAAGGAGCAGGCAUCGUUUCAGACUGCGCUGCAGGACCGACUCGACGUUGUUCUGACGCUCUACGAGGCAGUGUACGCGACGCACGCCGAGGCGCUGCUCGAGCCGGGAGCGAUCUUUAUCCCUCUGCUCGAGGAGUUCGUCGAGCUGCUCAGCGUCGAGACGUGGCACUCGUUCUUCUCCUACUUCGAGACGAGGGAGAAGCGGUUCACGCGCGACAUGCCCGCCUCCAAGGGCAAGGCGUUACCGCUUCUGCGAACGAUCAACACCUUCCUCCGGACACUCAGCAGCACCCCGGCGGACCUGCAGCUGCGCGGCCGUGUGCAGCUCUUCGCGAGCCGCGCGAUCAGCGUCAGCGACAAGAGCGCCAUCAACAUGCGCGGAGAGUACAGCGGCAUCCGGACGACGUGGGAGGAGACGCCGGAGGAGACGGCUGCGGGCGCAGACGGUGACGUCGAGAUGGACGGCGGCGCGGCAAAAGGCGAGAAGGGAGAGAAGAGCGAGGACGACAAGUUCUACAACACGCUUUGGAGCCUGCAACAGUACUUUGCGCACCCGCCGAGUCUGGAUGGUCCGGCGACCGGGGAGCCAGCGCAGACGCCGUUCGAGCGCUUCCGAAGUGCGAGCGACGAAGUGCUCGAGCGUCUCUUCGCGGAGACGGCGCGGGAGCGCGCAAACCCGACACCCAAGGUCGACCGGGGACCCGAUGCCGAGACCGAGGUCGUGUUUCCGCGAUAUCUGACGGCACGCGCUCUGCUGCGGCACGAGCUGGCCGACAUCGGUUUCCGGCGGCAGGUUCUGCUGCAGUACUUCAUCCUGUUCCAGUUCCUGCUGAACCUGACCCCAGGCGUUGCGAGCAAACAGCAGGCGACGGGCGGUAUGCCGAAGUCGUUCAUUAUCGAUGACGACGCGGCGAGGUGGAUCAAGAGCACAGUAUCCCGCAUCCGCGACGAGCUGAAGCGCAUCGACAGCACAGACGGGCUGCGCUUCGAGGAAACCGUCGUCGAGUUGAUGAACCGCGAGCGGCGCUACGCGCAAUGGAAGAAUGACGGAUGUCCCGAGGCAGACUGGGCGAUCGCCCCCGUCCCGCCGACUGAGGGCAAGGCGACGGCGCGCAAGUGGGAGCGGCAGUCCAAGCCACCCCGCCCCUGGCCUUACAAGCAAGGUACGCCGACGCUGACCCGCCUCUCCGAGACGAGCUUCAAGGGUCUCGGCGACUUCAAGAAGAAGACGAGACAGACAGUCUUCGAGCUCGAGGAGGAGUAUCGCCGCCUCGAGGCUGAGGAGGAGGACGACAAGGCCAUGGGCCGCGAGCCCCCAGAGAACAUCAAGAGGCGCAAGGAGACGAUCCGAUGGCUCGCCCUCCGCCAGGCGCGCGACACGCACCCCCGCGUCCUCGCCGCCAUGGGCGCGUACGACCUCACCAAGCUCGUCAACCUGAUGCGCGACUUUGACUCUAAGCAAGCUGCUGCUCGCGCAAAGGGACAGAGCGAGGCCGACGCUGAGGCCGAGGUCGCCGCGGAUGCAGAAGGCGGCGACGCUGACGCGGACGUGACUGAGGCAGCCGAGGGCGACGCCGAUGUGCCAGAGGCUGAGGCUGCUGCUGAGGAGCCUGCUGCGGACGAGGCGGCGGCUGAGAAGGAGGAGACCGAGCCUGCCCCGCAAGUGGUCGUGCAGGAGUCAACUGCGGAGACGGAUACCCCGAUGGACACUCAGGAGCAGGCGCAGGCACAGCAAGAGGAGACUCUCCCGGCUGAACAGCCUGUCGAGCGGUCCGCCGAGCAGACCGCCGAGCAGCAGCAGCAGGGCGACGUCGAGAUGGCUGAGGCGGAGGAGCAGGACGAUGAGGGCGACCUCGGCGAGGCCGAGUGA
Molecule: messenger RNA, 2169 nt
Organism: Trichosporon asahii var. asahii CBS 2479
Lineage: Eukaryota; Fungi; Basidiomycota; Tremellomycetes; Trichosporonales; Trichosporonaceae
Exons: 3
Coding region: 1-2169 (722 amino acids)
Biological process (GO): mRNA export from nucleus; regulation of DNA-templated transcription elongation
Cellular component (GO): THO complex part of transcription export complex
Source: RefSeq, a predicted model, not a curated record